Messenger RNA from Acaulospora morrowiae, 1416 nucleotides. The record is from the annotation of a GenBank genome assembly. NCBI's taxonomy places the organism in Eukaryota, Fungi, Glomeromycota, Glomeromycetes, Diversisporales, Acaulosporaceae.
AUGGCACAAAUUAUUUUGUCGUCAACUUAUCAAGGGCAUCAUGGUUCACAUAUGACCAUCAUUCCUGUUGAUAUCUUUAUAGAAAUAUGUAGUCACCUACAUCCUUUAGACCUGUUCUCCCUCAUAGAAGUUUGUAAACAAUUUAGGUAUUGGUUGAACUCCGCAUCCCCGGGCACCCAGGGCAUUUGGCGAACCUCUAGACUAAAAUUUCUGCCAUAUCUACAGUUGAAACCAUUUGCUAAUAUGGAUGAGCAAUCUUACAUCAGAUUGGGCUUAGUCGAGAAAGGAUGCCAAUUCUGUGGGACACGAAAGGAAAAUUGUAAGGUUUACUGGAUGGUUAACCUUGCAAGCGAAUUUCUUCUUUCAAGCAAUCGUGAUCUCCCGAGUGGUGCGCUGUUACUGGUUGAUACGUCCAAUUGUUUACCCUAUCUUAGAAAGGGACCAGAAUAUGACUCGCCGAAAAUGUUUUGGUUUCGCGAUGUUAGAACGAUUUGUAAAGAGUUCAAAUCACUCACCCGGGAAGAUGCUGCAAUAUGGUUUAGAAAAAAGAGAUCGGAGACACACAAAAUAAUGGAGUACUCCCGGAAACGGAGACAGGACGAAUGUUAUUGGCUAAUUUCUCGCAGGAAGCAAGACAAAAAAGAAUUUGAAAAGAUCAUUCAUGAGUUAAGAGAGAUGCAACGUGACGAUGGAGAGUCAAAAUAUGUUGUUCGUUGGAUUUGGGAAUUAAAAUCGUGCACCAAGGCUUUCGAACUUUCUCGAGAACCUUACUUUGAAAAAGACUGGAUAAAUUUAAAAAGUGCAAUGAUGACGGAGUACGAGGAAUUAAUGAAACAACAGCGACGGAAACAGAUAUGCAUGUGCAUCCUAUCUUUAUUAACUGCCGAUGAUACGGCACGCACAUAUCCGGCCGGAAUAACAGGAAUCACCGGAUCAGAGAUAUCGGAUUACCGAGUUUCGGUGUCAGAUCCGCUUUUGGAGUGUCUAAGGUGGUGCCCAUCUUAUCAAGACCCUCCGUUCAUCAACAACGAUCCGAGAAAUCCAUGGAGCACCCAAUACCUACUUCUCGACUUGAUCCCUCAGCUUCGCAAAGAGGCCAACGAGUUGCACAAGUUACCAGGUCCGAUACGACCUGGAUCUAUUACCACGGUACUAGGAGCACUUAAUCAUGGAUGUUCACAGUGUGAAGUGUAUCGAUGUCAACUGUGUAAGGGAAGAGAUGGCAAGCAUUAUAAUUACCAAGGUAUUUGCUGUCAUUUGGGUUCGUAUCACAAGGUUUCCAAGGUGAUGGUGGAAGAGAUGGUCGUGGUUGAUAGAGAAAGAGUUAUAGAGUGUAUACCAAAGAUAUUCCCUUUCGACGGUAGCACCUCGGAAUAUUACCAAGGUUUUCGUCAUUGGCACGGUCCUUGGUCUUGA